AUGCAUCCGCUCGGUCACGGCAACGACAGGAGGGGUUGGGUGACGGGGAGAGGGGUGGAAGGGCGGGGGAUUCUCGCGACAAAGGGCGCAGCGGGGGGGGGAGCGUCGAGCCGCAAGAGGGAAGUGGAGAUGGACCGGACCGAACGGAGGGUAAGGAGAGCAGCAGAGGAGGUAAAGGCGGUCAAGGUGGUGCACAGGGUGCAGGGGGGGGGCGUGGAGGAACGGACGGCGGCUAAGGCGGCCAAGGACGGCCUUUCGUCGGGCGGUCUCGCAGAGAAUAGUGAGGACGCGAAGCUGCAGACCCGGCUCCUACGCAGGAAAGCUCACGGGUUAAAAAAACUGGCUGCGACUCGGGAGGCACGGGGGGACUUUGGAAUAGGUGUGGGUACUCGCCUUUACACGGGAUCAUGGGCCGUUCGCCCCGAU
Ectocarpus sp. CCAP 1310/34 is the source of this 426-nucleotide messenger RNA. The record is from the annotation of a GenBank genome assembly. NCBI's taxonomy places the organism in Eukaryota, Phaeophyceae, Ectocarpales, Ectocarpaceae.